Molecule: messenger RNA, 417 nt
Organism: Colletotrichum destructivum
Lineage: Eukaryota; Fungi; Ascomycota; Sordariomycetes; Glomerellales; Glomerellaceae
Exons: 2
Coding region: 1-417 (138 amino acids)
Source: RefSeq, a predicted model, not a curated record
AUGCGCAAGUCCGAUGCCGUCGUGGCCCUGGCCUCGGCCGGGGCCGCCUCCGCGCUCAUCAUCCCGCUCGCUAACAACCUGCUCGGGCCGUUGGUUCGCACCUCCACCAUCCCCGGCACCACGUACCCGGGCCUCGAGAUCAAGGUCUCUAUCCCGCCGAUAGGCGUCCAGCCCAUCGCGAUCCCGGUCAUCAACUUGCCCCCGGUCGCCGUGCCGUCCGUCACGGCACCCUCGGUGGCCCUCCCUUCGGCGGCCCUUCCGUCUAUCGCGAUCCCCUCGCUCAACCUGCCGUCUGUCACGCUGCCGUCCAUUGCUAUCCCGUCUGUCACGCUUCCGUCUCUGGCGUUCCAUCACUGUCGAUCCCGGCACUCUCAUUGCCGUCUAUUGCAGUUCCGCCUCUGUCGAUCCCGUCGGUAG